UCAGUUGCUUUUGCCAAGUUAGCCAUGCACCAGGAUGCUGCUGACAUGUUGAAUGAGGCUACUAGACUUGAAGAGAAGAAGCAAAAGGCUAUGUCACUGUUCAUAUUUCUGCUCAUGUAUGCUAGUUUUUCGGAGUCAAGCAGUGCUUGUCUUCAGCUGCCUGCAUCUGUUAGGUGGAGACUAUUGCAGGAUCAGAGGAGGAUUCCAGUGCUGCAAGACUAUUAA
Messenger RNA from Ilex paraguariensis (yerba mate), 225 nucleotides. Lineage: Eukaryota; Viridiplantae; Streptophyta; Magnoliopsida; Aquifoliales; Aquifoliaceae. The record is from the annotation of a GenBank genome assembly.